CGGCUGAACCGCAUCUCCACGGCUGGGACCGUUUGGGCCUUAGGAUCUCUCUGGAAGGCCGGAAAGAAAAUACACAGUAUACACCUGUUCUGGAGCCCGUGGUUCUUAAAGUCCUGAACAGGAUCCUGUUCCAUCACAGUUUAGAGGCGCUGGCCGGCUUCCUCGGGCUUACAUUCCACCGACCGCCAACACUUUUCCGAUAACUGGCUUUUCCUUCGACACUCGUUACCAACCCUUGGAGACAUGGUGACCAGAAAGCCUCUUCCAGCCAAUGCUGCCCUGGAUCCGGCAGUUCGACGAGAACCAACCUGGUCUUCCGCCAUGGACUCGGAAGCAAACAUGGCGUGGAACGACGAGCGCGAAGGACAGCAACGCCGGGGCGGAUCAGACCGACAAGUCGAUGAUGUGCCACGAUCUCUAAGGCCCGGUCCAAGUUACUCUAACUUAUCAGGCGUCGAGAACGAAAAUGUAUGGGCCGAUAACAGCGCGGAGGGGAACAAGUCUGCGACUGCUGGACAGCCAGGUGACAUUAGCCGGGUGCCGACCGUUCUGAGGCCCGGCGGCAGCGCCCAACUGUCAAGGUCCGGUGCGAUGGAGUCAGAUGAGGUAGGAGGCGAUACUAACCGGAUACCGACCGUACUGCGACCAGGAGGUUCCCACGGACAACCAGAAACUAAUCCGUUCAAGAAAAAGAUGUCAGGAAGUACGCCAGGCAACGAGGGAGAAGACACCUUCCUGACACAACCAACAUAUUUGCCACCCGUAUCACCUGUACUAUUCCCGUCCCUUUCGAACUUGAGCUUGUCUGAAGGUGCCGAACAGAGCAAAAACCCCUGGCAACCGUCACUGAAGCAAAGAGGAGACAGCCCUGCACCACUGUUGAUAUCGGAUCUGCAACAAAAUCACACCGGAGGAGACCCUUGGAAGUCUACAAACGCAUCUCAGCAGCCCACCCCUGGACCAUCGUCGAGCCCGCCAACAUUGCUCUCAUUGCCUUCUCAGGAGGAUUCUGCAAAGUGGGGUGAGCAACGUUCAAGCAAGGCUCCUGAACUUCUACCAUCAAUUACAGGAGAGGAGACACUUGAUGGUUCCCACGCAUGGGAUGACUUGAGUGAUAUGUCCAGAGACAAGGCACCGGGAAACCCGCCUGCAACCACGGGAGACGGUUGGAACUUGAUCGAUAUUGACAUACGUCCCAGCCCCCCAUCACGAAAGAGCACUUGGGAGGAUUUCGCCGACGACGACGAAGAGAGCUCUCCUAAGGCCGUCACCGAGAAUACCAUUACGGCACCUGCCGCGCCUCCUACACCACCGCCUGCCGUAUCUUCUACUGCAACAUCUACCGUGCCCCCUAGUUCAACGCCUGCCGUCGAACAAGCUCCCCCACUUCUUGAAAGAAGAAUGGAACAGAAUGCACCCGAUUUACCACCUAGGUUUACCGAAGCGCAGGCCAGUUUAUCUGCGCAACGAAUACGCCAGGUUGACAGAUCCGAGACAUAUCAAAUCAAGAGGAUUAACUGGUAUGACACCACAGCGGAGAUCAACCCGAGGACGUCGCCGAUUCUGAUUCAGAACGCCAAUGGGCCGUGCCCGCUUCUUGCGCUCGUCAACGCGCUUAUCCUCUCUACUCCGGCACAUCAGGACAAUACGGUCCUAGUGGAGACCCUUCGAUCACGAGAGCAAAUCAGUCUUGGGCUGCUUAUUGAUGCCGUCUUCGACGAACUAAUGUCUGAGCGACGAUUGGGUGAAGAUGCCGUUUUACCGGACGUUACCGAACUCUACAACUUUCUGCAAAGCCUUCAUACCGGAAUGAAUGUUAACCCACGCUUUGUCCCGACCAAGCAAAUGGAAGACGCCUUCAAUCGUACAUCACUCACCAAUUUGCCCCCGACGGAGAGAGGUGGUCAGAUUCCGGGGACGUUCGAGAGUACGAGGGAGAUGAGACUGUAUUCCACUUUCUCCAUUCCCUUGAUCCAUGGUUGGCUUCCGCCUAGAAGUGAUCCGGUGUAUGGUGCAUUUGAGAGACAAGCGGCGUCGUAUGAUGACGCCCAGAACCUUCUGUUCCGUGAAGAGGAGCUGGAGGCCAAGCUGAGCAGCCGCGAUGAACAGGGCUUGACCGAAGAUGAACAGCAAAUGCUCCAGGAUAUUUUCGCCAUCAAAGAUUUCUGGAAAAUCUCAGCCACACAACUUACCACAUGGGGACUUGAUGUCAUUAGAAGUUCGAUGAAGCCAGCGUCUGUAGCGAUUCUCUUCCGGAACGACCAUUUCGCCACUUUGUACAAGCACCCGCAGAAUGGAAAACUCAUGACACUUGUCACGGAUGCAGGAUACGCCACCCAUGACGAGAUAGUAUGGGAAUCGCUGGUGGACGUGAACGGCGAACGAGCCGAGUUCUUUUCUGGUGACUUCCGCCCUGUCGGCGGCGCUUCGCAUGACCUCAGCACCAGUCCUGCAGGCCCGCGGGGAUCAAGCUACACCGACAGCUCAUCAUAUGGUACCUCGGGAGAGGGCAGUGGAUGGACGACGGUUCAAGGCCGUAGGGGACGGACACAGAGUGGGAAUAUGCACGAAGAUGCCCCAACAUCUCCAUCACAUGAACAGGAGGACCACGACCUUGCUCUAGCACUGCAACUGCAGGAAGAGGAGGAGCAGCGUCAUAGAGAAGAACAAGAACGUAGACGCCGGGAACGAGAACUCUCGGAGCAGUUUAUCGAGCAGCAAGCACGCACUUCGAACGGACAGCAAAACCAGGGCCGCGGUCAAGGACAUGCCCGUGGUGGUAGUCUUGGUGGAGGUGGUAGCUUACGGGCCGGCAGAGGUGGCAGUACCGCAAGUCUUGGGAGCCAAAGAGCGGCGGCCUUGGCAUCACGCAGCUCACUAUCGGUUUCUUCCACGGCUCCGUCUACGCGCCGAAGCACCAGCUCGAUGAACGUCUCUGUGAACAAUGGUGGAGGAGCUAGUCCGACAGCGAACAGAACCGGGGUUAGAACCUCGGGUCAAACAGUGAGAUCGCUCAUUCCGCCUCUCCCUGGUCAACAGUCACAGCCCUUCACAAACCGCCCAGCGGAUGAAGGAGUAGAAGACGCUCCGCCUAGCUAUGAUGUCGCUGCUACACAGGCACCAUACAUUCCUCCCGAAGGGCAUCCCAGUCAUCCCACGAGCAGCCCUACAGUGGCUCGCGCUACUAUUGCCAACGGUGCGGGAGCCGCAUCUCCUCCUCGCUCUGGAGCGGCAAGUCCUCCGCAAAGGUUGGGUUCAACCGCGGGUUCAAUGGGAUUGAGAAACCCGUCCCAGGCUCCGGGACAUUCAUCAAUCAGCCAGGCUGGUAGGCCUCAAUCGGGAUUUCCUGAUAACGCGAACAUGGCCGCCCCAAGGCCGAUGAGGCAGGGGAUUCCGCCUGCCGCGGUUGCAGUUCCUGGGAUUCCGAGAGAAGAUAAAUGCGUUAUGAUGUGACUGGUGGUUAACGUGUGGAUUCUCUGUCAAGCAUUUAUGCUGGAGUGGUUUGGUGUUAAAGUUCGGGCGCACGGAUGUAUGUCGUGUCUUGUUGGAGUGUCAUCAUGAAGAACGAAUAAUACCAAAGAGGGAGGAUUGGACUUGGAAAAUGGUUCCUAGUAUUGCUUAUAAGGGCGGUUUUUUUGCGUAGUAUAAGUCUGAUGGCUAGGUAGAUACUACCUGAAAGAGAGCGGUUACAAAUGUGGUCGAACUGGGUGGUAGCAACCGCAACGAUGCUGUCCAGUGUUGUUUGUUUGAAAUUCACAACUCUACAUGACGGGUGAAUCCUGUGGCAGCGCCCGGGGGGUUGGAGGGGAAUAGGCCAAAC
This is a messenger RNA of Neurospora hispaniola, 3820 nucleotides long. RefSeq lists its product as uncharacterized. Gene Ontology annotation, molecular function: K48-linked deubiquitinase activity; cysteine-type deubiquitinase activity; cysteine-type carboxypeptidase activity. Gene Ontology annotation, cellular component: cytosol; cell periphery. NCBI's taxonomy places the organism in Eukaryota, Fungi, Ascomycota, Sordariomycetes, Sordariales, Sordariaceae. The record is from RefSeq and is a predicted model, not a curated record. The transcript has a single exon. The coding region runs from base 244 to 3453 and encodes 1069 amino acids. Gene Ontology annotation, biological process: protein K48-linked deubiquitination.